AUGUCUGCCAUUGCCAGGGCGGUCAGAGAGAUCCAGAAGUUCUAUCAGCAGGUCUCGGGCAGGAAAAUUGAGAAGAUCCCUGAUUUCAAGCCUCGUGUUCGAUUUCCAGAUUAUAAUGUCCCCCUGACCGACUUUCAGGGCCACCAGGUAACGGCGCUCAAAAGAAUGAGGAGACUGGCCCCAGAAAUUGAUCUCGUGAUCGAACUGCGAGAUGCGCGCGCUCCCAUCACAACCACGAAUUUUCUCCUCGACCGAAUAUUCAAAGGAAAGCAAAAGAUCGUUCUCUACACGAAAGCCGAGCAAUCCUUAAUUAACCAAAGGAUCAUCAAGCAAUGGAAUGUCAGAAACGAGAGUUGGAGUUUCUUUGACAAGAAGAGAUACAACCACACAGCCAAAGUUGCCAAUAUGAUACUUGAGAAAUACAAUUUGAUGCACCCACCGCCGCCUCUAGGAAUGAAAGUUAUAGUUGCAGGCAUGCCAAAUGUGGGUAAGUCGACUUUGGUGAACAAACUGCGCCACAAACUUGCCAUUGACCAAGGAAAGAAGAAGGACGUGGCCAAGGUCGAGCGUGGGGGAGGAACCACGCGCGUUACGUCUGAGAUGAUCAAAAUCUCAGAAGACCCGUUGAUCUACGUCUACGACACGCCGGGAGUGUUGAUGCCCACAGUAGCAAACUCCAAGGCUAUGCUGACACAUGCACUUUUGCGGACUGUCGAUAAUACGACCGUGGACCCAAUCAUUGCGGCAGAUUAUCUCCUCUAUAUAUGGAAUCUGCUGAGUCCCGACGGCCAUUUUUACCGGUCAUUCACAAAAACCCCCACAAACGAUAUCCAGUAUCUUCUUGAGUGUGUGGCGCGGAAAAAGAUGUACACCAAGAACAAGGUCGGCAAGACGCGUCCGAGUGUGUCGCCAAAUGGAUAUGACCUCAAAGCAGCAGCAUUGGCUCUUCAGGAGCAGCUCAGGAUCGAGCAGACGAAUCGGCUGGCUUUCGAUCUUGAUAUGAUGCGAGAUCUAAGCAAAAAAGAGAUUGCCGAGAUACUAGAAGCGGAGAGAGUCAGAGUUGGAGAGAUGGAGAUGGAAUAUUUGGACUAA
This is a messenger RNA of Ogataea parapolymorpha DL-1, 1092 nucleotides long. RefSeq names its product putative mitochondrial GTPase. Lineage: Eukaryota; Fungi; Ascomycota; Pichiomycetes; Pichiales; Pichiaceae. Gene Ontology annotation, cellular component: mitochondrion. Gene Ontology annotation, molecular function: GTPase activity; GTP binding. The transcript has a single exon. The record is from RefSeq and is a predicted model, not a curated record. The coding region runs from base 1 to 1092 and encodes 363 amino acids.